AUUGCUAGAAGAAAUGAUCGUGCUGAUGAAGACUUAUGGCGACCUAGUCUAGCUCAGGCGGUUUUGAGUACUCAUGGCAAUCUGGCCGGCAUAUGUGAUUUGAUUGAUUUGCUCACAAACAUUUUUUGGACUCCAGAUGUUAAGGAUGUUAAGCUCGUUAUUAAUUAUGACUUUCCGACUAAUGUUGAGGAUUAUGUUCAUCGUAUUGGGAGAACAGGGCGUGGUGGUGCUAAGGGCUCUGCUAUAACGUUUUUCACAAUGGAUAAUGCUAAACAGGCUAAAGAUUUGGUGAACAUAUUGCGUGAAGCUAAUCAGGAGGUUGAUCCAAAACUUUUAGAGUUUAUGAAGAUCGCUUCAGCUAGUACUCCUGCAGGCCGUUCAAGAUACAAUAAUAAUGGUAAUGGUGGACGUGGAUAUAAUUCUGGAGUUAGUAGUCGCACUCCCAUGGCUCACCUCCAACUUAUUCUCGAUCGUCUCAUUGUUGAAAACCUUCAUGGGCCUAUAAACUCUGUUUCGACCUCACAUCAACCUCGAGUUUCGAGAAACGACAGCUCGCAAGCUGAGCUAUAUGCCACGUUUCAACAAAGAGAUGAUCAAGAUCUGGAUGCCGGGGAUCCAAGGUUUCUCUUCAUAGAAUAUUUUCUUGAUAGCAGUGAUAGCAAAAACGAUGAUUUACUGUUCUUUGUUAGGCAGACAAAUCCUGAAAAUGAAGAUCUUGAUCCAGUGUUUGUUAAAAGAAAGCCGACACCACGUGUAAUGCCAAGUCUUGAUGAUACAGUUUUAUGGAAAGAAACGUUCUUUCUCAAUUUGAUUGUUCAGUUAACGGUUGCUGUAUGCACCCGUACACCAGCUGAUAAUGCAGAUGGACCUAAUCAAAAAACAAGUAUGACAUGCUCAAGAAAGCAUGUAUCCAAACGCGUUUAUGCACUUCCAACUAAAUCAAGAAUGGAUAUUAAGGAAACAUCCAUGGAAUGCUCCUACCCAAUUAUUUAUUAUGUAAUUGAUGAUUAUGAGGAAAUGUUUGAACAUUUAAUUGUUAGUGAGGGGGAAUAUUUGUGUGUCGAAUUAGCUCAUAAUGAUACAAAAAUAACCUUGUUUCAAGGUGCAGCUUCUUAUACUGCUUUGCUAGACAUUUAUAAGCAGAAAACAGCAAACAAGCAAAAUAGAAGGUUCAAAAUGGGUCCUCAAACACCACCUACGGAAUAUAUCAUGAUGCGAGGUCCAGGUGGGAAGGGACAUGCUCAGGUGGCUAUCACGGCAUCAUCUUUGGAUGAUGAUUUCUUAGAUAGUACAUCUCCACCUUCAUCUAGAAACAGUGCAUUUCCUGGCCUAGGACUUGAUAAUAAUUGGCCAGAAAAUAAAGCUACAAAUAAUCAAAAUGGCAAAUCAGCAGUCCGGGGUCAAAGAGCGGGUUCAAAUAACUCAUUUUUUCAAUCAUUGAGAAGACUUUCACAGUCAAUAACAAUAACUGAUAAACCUGCACCAGAUCCGGAAAAUUUAAAAUCUUUGGCCCGCGGCAAGUAA
Messenger RNA from Racocetra fulgida, 1524 nucleotides. NCBI's taxonomy places the organism in Eukaryota, Fungi, Glomeromycota, Glomeromycetes, Diversisporales, Gigasporaceae. The record is from the annotation of a GenBank genome assembly.